Messenger RNA from Cryphonectria parasitica EP155, 618 nucleotides. RefSeq lists its product as uncharacterized. The transcript is spliced from 2 exons. Gene Ontology annotation, molecular function: zinc ion binding; transcription cis-regulatory region binding; DNA-binding transcription factor activity, RNA polymerase II-specific. Bases 76 to 618 code for a protein of 180 amino acids. Gene Ontology annotation, cellular component: nucleus. Gene Ontology annotation, biological process: regulation of DNA-templated transcription. The record is from RefSeq and is a predicted model, not a curated record. NCBI's taxonomy places the organism in Eukaryota, Fungi, Ascomycota, Sordariomycetes, Diaporthales, Cryphonectriaceae.
GGGUUGUCAUCAUUACCAUCACAACCACCACAACAACCAUUCCAAGAACAACAACAACAUGCUCCCGUGGCGGCCAUGCCAGACAGGCCCAAACCACCAUCCAAACCUGGGCAGCGAUUCAACAAGGCAUGUGAUUCCUGCCACAUCUCCAAGGUACGAUGUACGCCUGACCCUCAGUCGCCCAACGGCACCUGCAAGCGGUGCACCAAGAAUGGCACGCCCUGCGUCUUCUCACCUGUCGGGCCGAGGAGACGCCCCGUGAGGACCAAGAACGACAGGAUCGCCGAGCUGGAGCGCCGCGUGCGGGACAUGCAGCUGAAACUAGAGAAAGAAGUCGAGAAAAGGUCAUCAUCAGCCGCCGUGCCCAGCCGUCGUGAUGAUGGUCAAGCCCGAACUCAUGCCCCAUCCAAGCACGGCGGCGGAAAGGCUCCCGUUUCUGGGCUGAGAUCCGCCGCCUCCGAAUUUGAUCCCAAGUCCAACUCCUCCGGAUCCACCAUCGCUGCUGCUGGUGCCGCUCUGGCUGUCACAGGUUCCGAUGUCCAGCCAUCUCAGGUUUCUUCUUCUUCUGCGUCCGACGGGCCAUUAUCGUGCUGUCUCCUCCACUACCUCAUCCUCUGA